This is a messenger RNA of Sus scrofa (pig), 1617 nucleotides long. Lineage: Eukaryota; Metazoa; Chordata; Mammalia; Artiodactyla; Suidae. The record is from RefSeq and is a predicted model, not a curated record.
AUGACGCUGAGAUGUAAGGAGAGGGAGAGACACCCGCAUGCAGCUUGGAGACUCUUCUCGCCCCUGCGCUCCCCCCACGCUGCCUCCCACCGGCACCUGGAGUCACGCCGAUGCCGCCUUAUUCGCCGUGUGCAGCCCCCACAGCGAAGGACAGCUUCCCACAAGCUUCUCCGGGGGCGCCGGGCGUGCGCCAGACGGUCCCUUCUGGCCUCGGCACACAGACCCCAGGGCUCGCCACACGCCGUGACCUGCCCUGGGCCCACGGCUGCGCUGCUGGUGUCCCAGCGACGGGCCCCUGCGAGCGGCUCCCUGUGUGCCCACUCCCCUGGCAGCAGCAGGGCAGAUGCAGGUCCGGACGGCCACCUCCCCUGCCUGCCGCGCCCCAGGCUUCCGGCCCAGGCACCCCCACGCGUUGCUGCUGACAAGGCUGACGGCGUGAAGCAUGCGGGGGGUCAGCGUCAGCAGCACCGCGCGGUCAGAUGCUCGGCUCCGACCCCGCACGCGACAGGCCCCGUCGCUGGUGCGCGGGGCAGAGGGGCCUCGGCCUCAGAGCUGGGGCGCUGGGAGCACCACGGCUACACGCCACCCUGGUCGCUCCGUCCGUGGAGAGGAGCGGGGAAGAGCCACUGCUCAAGGGGACUGUGGCUUCUCUCGCUGGUUUUGGAGGAGGCGCCCAACCCAAGUCCAGGCGACAGUUUCCCAGCUGAACUGACGGCCAGCCUCCAGGAAGAUCACUCGACUCCGAGGCCCCGGGCAGACUCUCGGAGCCCAGGGGAGGAGGAAGGCGCUGGUGCUGGUAAUGGUGCCGGGACAGCUGUUCCCCUCCGGCCUAGCUGCCAGCUGGAGGGCACAGGCCGAGAUGAGGCCGCAGAGCGAUCAGCCCACCUGGAUGGCGGUCUGGGCUGUGAGGUGUCUCCCGCCUCAGCGGCUACCAAACGCAGCGGACAGCCCAGCCCCGAGACCGCUGACUCCCCCACAGUGACGACGCCCACGUCGCCAGCCUCCACCUCCCUCUGGCCAGUGGACCUCAGUCCCAGGGCUGGAGGGACGAAGCGUGUGCUGCCGCUGGCUGGCCUGAAAAAGGCGCUGAAGAAGGAAGACUGGUCUGACUUCCGUCAUUGCCGGGACCCCGCCGGGUCCCCCGGGCAGCGCGCCGGCCUCUCACCAUCCUUCGCCAAGCCCGCGCAGCAGGCGGCCAAACACCCAGGGACCCUACUCUCCUCAGCGCGAGCCCCCGACCCCUGCGCCUUCGGCCGCCUUCGGGGCAGCGACGCCCAAGAGCCCGCCGCGGGCACUCGGCACUUUGCGAAGUGCAGCCCCCACUCGCGUUUGCCAUCGGCGUCCCCCCACCCAACGCCUUCUGCUGCCUUCUUCCUGCGCUACCCCGCCCCCGCCUCCCCGCCCCCAGCCCGGCUGUCGCCGGGGCCCCCCAGGCUGUUCCCAGGGCCCCAGCCCGCGGUGCGCCUCCGCCUCCUCCCCCGCGAUCGACGGCGCCACGAGCCAAUUACUGCCUGGCUCCGGCCCACAAGCUCCGCCCUUGUGUCCGCCCCCUUCCCCCGUCUCCGGAACGCACCAAUGGAAAAAGCGUCGCGGGGGCGGGGCCUGCAGGUUGCCUAG